GUCGAGCUGGUUCUACACUCAUCAGAAGUGUCAAUGAAAGUCUCAGGAUGCCUGAGAAUGAUGUGGCACCUAGUGAAACGCUAAUGAAGCAGGGACGACCGACGAGGUUGGUGUCUAUGCGUCACCGCAUUCGCCAUCUUCAACGGAUAGCAGCGUUCCGGGCACAAGACCACAUCAUCAAUUUCUAUCCUCAUGCUUUGCAUAUUUUUCAGUCAUUUUGUUUAGUUUCCGCCUCCUCUCUCGCUCCACAUUUUGGAAUUAGUGGGCGUCAUGCUCUUCACCCUGGUCUUCGGCGCUCUUGCAGCGGCCGCAUUGUUCAAGGGAGUGGCCCUUUAUAAAAAAUGGCAGGAGAACAUAGCGCUCGCAAAGAGCUCAGGACUACCCGUUGUUAUAAUACCAUGGAACAUCUUCAGUACAUUCUGGCUAGCAACCUUCUACAUCUGGAUUCCAAUACUAGAAGUCAUUUUGCCUGCUUCGUGGAAGGGCGAUUGGUUUGACCUACUAGAUCCAGAAUGGGGGUAUCGAAAAGGUCACGAGCCCUUCGAGAAGAUCGGAGGCGAUGUCUUCAUCAUUCCCUCAAUAACCCAAUUAUCUGCGUUUGUGGCCGAUGCGGAAGCCGUAACCCAAAUUACCACCAGGCGCAAUGAUUUUCCCAAGCCUCUUGAGAUGUACGGGGCUCUCGACAUCUAUGGCAAAAAUCUGGUCUCAACUGAAGGUUCAGAUUGGCGCAUGCAUCGAAAGCUCACAGCUCCGUCAUUUGGCGAGCGGAAUAACCAGCUCGUGUUCAAGGAGUCUAUUCACCAUGCCAAAUCACUACUUAGUCUCUGGACUGGACCAGGUGGUCAAGGCAACGAGACCGUACAGGAUCCAGCUUCCGCGACGAUGAGUUUCGCACUUUUCGUGAUCAGUUCUGCAGGCUUCGAUGUCCGCGUCAAGUGGCCACAUGAGGAGAGGAACCAAGCAUCUUCAGUCGAGAGCGACGAGUCAAAGCCGAUGCUUCUCGGAUCUGAGAAAUCAGCAGGCCACAAGAUGACCUAUCGUGAAGCUAUCAGCGAACUGCUUCAUAACAUCAUGUGGACCCAGAUCAUACCACCUAAGUAUCUGCCACUAUCCCCGGUCAAGGUACAUCGUACAGUCGGUGCCGCCGUGGCAGAAUGGGGACAAUACAUGGAUGAGCUGUACGAGAUGAAGAGGCAACAGGUAGCUUCCGGAGAUGCCAACAACGCGGGUAUGGACCUCUUCGACGCUCUAAUCCGCGGAAGUGGUAUCACGGAAGGGAAGACCAAUGUUUCAAAGAGCGAUUUGCUAGGGAAUGCCUUUGUUCUCAUGCUGGCCGGUCACGAAACAACCGCCAACACUCUCCACUUUUCCCUGAUCUUCCUUGCCAUGCACCGGGACUCUCAGAGACGAUUGCAACAGGACAUGGACAAAGUUUUCAGCGGCAGGCCGAUCGAGCAAUGGAUCUACGAAGAGCACUUCCCCAAGCUGUUCGGUGGCAUGGCUGCCGCUGUCAUGAACGAGACCUUACGCUUGUUGCAGCCAAUCGUCAAUAUCCCCAAAUCUACAGCACCAGGCCGACCGCAGAACCUCACCCUGGGCGACAAGACAUAUACCGUACCAGGCGGAACCCACAUCUUUCUCAACUCGGCGAUUCACAGGAAUCCAAAGUACUGGCCGGCGGGCCCCAAUGGUUCGAAUGAACGAGGAACAGGUAUAAAGAGGGAUGUGGACACUUUCCGCCCCGAGCGCUGGCUCUCAACUACAAAGAUGGAGGGCAGUUUUGUAGACAUUGCAUAUGAUGAUGAAGAACUGCGUGGUCCAUCAGGUGAGGAUACGUCCGCAUCGCUCUACAAGCCUGUCAAGGGUUCAUACAUCCCCUUCAGCGACGGCUUCAGAUCCUGCAUCGGGCGGCGCUUCGCACAGGUCGAGAUCCUGGCCGUACUUGCAGUCAUCUUCUCGCAGUAUAGUGUCGAACUUGCAGUGGAAGAGUGGGGUACCGAUGAAGAGGUUGCCGCUAUGAACAGGGCAGAGAAAGAGACGAUUUAUCAGAAGGCUGUCGACAGAGCAGAUGACGCCCUGAAGACGAAGGUAGCUAGCAUCAUCACUUUGCAAUUGAGGGGAACAAGCGUGCCUAUAAGAUUAGUUCGACGGGGAGAAGAGAGGUUUGACAACUAAGUCGACAUGUUGGCAUGUGUAUAUGGUUACCAUAUUCGUAACAGCACUUUGUAUACAACUCACAUAGGAACCUGGGCACAUAUAGAGAAUACACUCAGAGACAAUCAGGCCACUCUCGAAUCUCGAUCCCGGGCCCAGU
Messenger RNA from Didymella exigua CBS 183.55, 2314 nucleotides. Its product is annotated as cytochrome P450. The transcript has 2 exons. Gene Ontology annotation, molecular function: oxidoreductase activity, acting on paired donors, with incorporation or reduction of molecular oxygen; monooxygenase activity; iron ion binding. Bases 271 to 2175 code for a protein of 634 amino acids. NCBI's taxonomy places the organism in Eukaryota, Fungi, Ascomycota, Dothideomycetes, Pleosporales, Didymellaceae. The record is from RefSeq and is a predicted model, not a curated record.